UGGUUCCAACGCUUUAGUAAUCGAAGAUUUGAUAUUUCUCUAUUAUUUUAGAAUUUUCAAGCCUAUAUUUUGAUCUUCUAUUUCGUCAAUUAAUACUGUAUCUACGUAAGUGAAUUAAAUCUUGGAGCAAGUAUAUUCUAAAGUGCAUAUCAGGGAAAACAAUAUGAACAAGAAAGAAAAUAUGGCUAUUGAUUUUCAAGACAAUGUUAUGAUAUUAUCAACAAGGAAGUAUUUAAAGCGUAAAAUUAUGUGCUCCGAACCAAAGUUUAGGCAUUAUAGGAAAGAACGCUUGCAUAUAUUGGAACUAUUAAAGCAUACAGUCGACAUGGGUGAAAGUAAUUCUGCUUUAUUAAUUGGUCCUAGGGGUUGUGGAAAAACAACACUAAUAAAUAGUGUUUUAAAAGAAUUGUCAUCUAUAAAAAGCUUUAAAGAAAAUGCUUUGAUAGUAAAUCUUCAUGGUCUUGUACAUACCGAUGACCGUUUGGCAUUGAAAGAUGCCACUCGUCAAAUGCAAUUAGAAAAUGUAGUGGGCGACAAGGUUUUUGGUACAUUUGCUGAGAAUUUGACUUUUCUGCUUGACUGUUUAAAGGCAGGUGACAAAAAGCGUUCAAAACCAGUUAUUUUUAUAUUAGACGAAUUUGAUUUGUUUUGUGAACACCACAAUCAGACUCUUUUAUAUAAUCUGUUUGAUAUUGCUCAAUCUGCACAAGCUCCAAUAUGUGUGUUAGGGGUGACUUGUAGGUUGAAUGUUAUAGAACUUUUAGAAAAAAGAGUUAAAUCAAGAUUUUCUCAUCGUCAAAUAUUCUUGUUCCCUGGAGAUACAUCAUCUUCGGAGCAGCCAACAUCUGCAUUUGAUGAUCGUUUAGAACUGUUUCAACAUCUUCUCAGUCUUCCUGAUGAUGAAAAUGUUAAUGGCAUAGAACAGCAAUAUGAUGAAUAUCCACCAUUUUGGUCUAUGUGGAAUGAAUAUAUAAAAAGUUUAGUCAAUAAUCUUACUAUAGUAAAUUUAUUAAAGAGAAUGUAUCAGAUGGAUGUAAGUGAAACAAGUUUUAGAAUCUUUCUGGCAGUUGUUGUUUCUACAUUAUCAGAGAAACAUCAACAAUUGGAAGUAAACGAUUUUGUAGAAGCAAGUAAAAUAUUCUCGCAAGAUGAUAAAGUUCUAAUGCUCGAAGGACUAUCUGUUCUAGAAAUGUGCUUAAUAAUAGCAAUGAAACACGAGACAGAAAUUUAUGAAGGAGAACCUUUAAAUUUUGAGACAGUUUAUAAUCGUUACAUUAAAUUUGCUAAUCAGAAUUCAUCUAUACAAAGUGUACAAAGGCCUGUUAUCAUGAAGGCUUUUGAGCAUAUUAAGAACUUGGAAAUUGUAAUGCCAGUGAGUGGUAUGAAUUCAAAAGUGGAAAAAGAGUAUCAGUAUUAUAAAUUUUUACUUACACCACAACAAGUCAUGGAAGCUGUGAAAAAUUACCCUGGACUGCCAACAGAAGUCUCUCAAUGGUCUUUAAGCAGCAUACAAUAGUGAUAAUCAAUGUACGAAAUUGCAAUUGUUAUGAAAAUUUGCAUUUGUAAUGCAUCAUUCAUCUGUAAUUUUAACUAACGAAGUAAUUUAUGAGUAAGUAUCAAAUUCAUAUUUUUCACAAACUUUUGUGGAAAAGAUUAAUGUUAGAAUGUAGCAAAACGUUUUUUAUUUCAUAUUGAAAAUUCAUUUUGCUAUAAGUAUUUAUUAGAAAAACGGAAUUGUUUCCUAUAUUAUAUUUUAUACAAAUGGUUUACUGUGCGUAUUCCUUUCAUACGUAUACAUAUGUGCUUACAUACAGGGUGAGGGACAACUGUUACAAAGCAAUAAUGCCUAAACUAUUGUAGGUACAACAAAUUUUACAGGAAAAAGUUAGAAGGUUCGAGAAGGCCUAUCUUACAUGACUAUUGUUGUUUUUCUGGUCCAGCCUUAGCAUCUGAACCAAAAAAAGAAGCACUAGUCAUAUAAGAUAGGCCCCCUCGAACCUUCUAACUUUUUCCUGUAAGACUGUUUUGUAUCCACGAUAGUUUACGCAUUAUUGCUCUGUAACAGUUUAGCUGCCUCAUCCUGUAUAUUAAAACUACACAUACAGAUUGACCUAGUAUUGGAGUAAUGUCAAGUAUUUUCUAAAAGUUGCUCUGCUUAUUAUGUAACGUGUUUUAACAAGCAAAAUGAUUAUUUGCAUUUAUUGCACGAGGUUAUCAUGAAUUUUGUAAAUAGGUUUAAUGUUUGAGUAUAUCAAAUAUGGUAGAUGAAACUAUUACUUUGUGAUUGUGCAUCAAUACUGUAUUCAGAGAUUAAUUCCUGCCGUUGACAGCAUGAUAAAACGUCCGAUAUUACGUCCUUAAUAAAUGAAAAAGAUAAGUAACUUUUCAUAAAAAUAUUUUAUUCAAAACUGAAAUAUAUAAUAGAGACAUCUUUAUAUGUGCCAUGAUAUUAGACAUGACUUGGGAUACAAAUAUCAUAUUACACGUGUUUACUAUAUCUGUGAUUUUUUAACAGAUUUAUUCCCUUAUGUACCAGUGUCUGUAAUUAUUAUAUAUAUGUAAUUGCAUACGAUUUUAAUUAUUUAUCAAAGAAUGUGUGCGUUGUUUGUGUAACAAUAAUAUGUGAAAGCGUUAGAAUGUGUAUGCAAAUACAUUUAUACGUUUCUAAUAAAUUUACAUUCGAAAAA
Messenger RNA from Hylaeus volcanicus, 2687 nucleotides. It is a transcript of the gene Orc4, whose product is annotated as origin recognition complex subunit 4. NCBI's taxonomy places the organism in Eukaryota, Metazoa, Arthropoda, Insecta, Hymenoptera, Colletidae. The transcript is spliced from 6 exons. Bases 164 to 1516 code for a protein of 450 amino acids. Gene Ontology annotation, molecular function: ATP hydrolysis activity; ATP binding; DNA replication origin binding. The record is from RefSeq and is a predicted model, not a curated record. Gene Ontology annotation, biological process: DNA replication initiation; DNA replication. Gene Ontology annotation, cellular component: nuclear origin of replication recognition complex; nucleus.